GCAGCCUGAUCAUCACAUGACUCGACGGCGGUAGCCGUGGCAGCAGGAGCGGCGGGUCCGCGGGCUCGCCGGGUGGGCUCAGCACCGCGCACGCAGGAGCGGGGCGCAGGGGGGCGGGGAAGGGACCCGCUGCAGCCGCCGCCCGCCAGCCGCUCCCGGGGCUCUCGCUGUCCCUCCCCAACCGCCCGCCCGCUCGCUCCAUGUCGCCCGGUUGCGGAAGUGUCGCCGGGAGAGGUGGCGGCGGCGGCGUCAGGGAGCACGGGAGGCCGGGGCUCGGCCCCCUGCAGCACUGAGCUCCCGGAGCCGCGCGUCCCAGCGUCCCCCACCGCCACCCGUGCGCCCCGCGCCCGCCGCAGCCUGCAUGCCCCGCGCUGCGCCUCGGCCGGCCGCCGCCUCCUGCUCGCUCAGCGGCUGCCUGGCGCCGGAGUAAUAUGCUCACUCGGGUGAAAUCUGCCGUGGCCAAUUUCAUGGGCGGCAUCAUGGCUGGCAGCUCCGGCUCCGAGCACGGCGGCAGCGGCUGCGGAGGCUCGGACCUGCCCCUGCGCUUCCCGUACGGGCGGCCGGAGUUCCUCGGGCUGUCUCAGGAUGAGGUGGAGUGCAGCGCAGACCACAUCGCCCGCCCCAUCCUCAUCCUCAAGGAGACCCGGAGGCUGCCCUGGGCCACCGGCUACGCAGAGGUUAUUAAUGCUGGGAAGAGCACACACAAUGAGGACCAAGCCAGCUGCGAGAUACUCACAGUGAAGAAGAAAGCCGGGACCAUUACUUCCACCCCGAACAGAAACUCCAAAAGAAGAUCAUCCCUUCCCAACGGGGAAGGCCUGCAGUUAAAGGAGAACUCUGAGUCCGAGGGCAUCUCCUGCCACUACUGGUCCCUGUUUGACGGCCACGCAGGCUCGGGGGCUGCCGUGGUGGCAUCGCGCCUGCUGCAGCAUCAUGUCACACAGCAACUUCAAGACAUUGUGGAGAUCCUGAAGAACUCCGCCAUCCUUCCUCCGACCUGCCUGGGGGAGGAGCCAGAGAGCACCCCGGCCCACGGCAGGACCCUAACCCGCGCAGCCUCAUUGCGUGGAGGUGUGGGUGCCCCCGGCUCCCCCAGCACACCACCCACGCGCUUCUUCACUGAGAAGAAGAUUCCGCAUGAGUGUUUGGUCAUCGGGGCCCUGGAAAGCGCCUUCAAGGAAAUGGACCUUCAAAUUGAACGAGAGAGGAGUGCGUAUAACAUAUCCGGUGGCUGCACGGCCCUCAUCGUGGUUUGCCUUCUGGGGAAGCUCUACGUAGCAAAUGCUGGCGACAGCAGGGCCAUAAUCAUCAGAAAUGGAGAAAUCAUCCCCAUGUCUUCCGAAUUCACCCCUGAGACGGAGCGCCAGAGACUUCAGUACCUGGCGUUCAUGCAGCCUCACUUGCUGGGAAAUGAAUUCACACAUUUGGAGUUUCCAAGGAGAGUACAGAGGAAAGAACUCGGGAAGAAGAUGCUGUACCGGGACUUUAAUAUGACAGGCUGGGCAUACAAAACCAUUGAAGAUGAUGACUUGAAGUUUCCCCUCAUAUAUGGAGAAGGCAAGAAGGCCCGGGUAAUGGCAACUAUUGGAGUGACCAGGGGACUUGGGGACCAUGACCUGAAGGUUCAUGACUCCAACAUCUACAUAAAACCAUUCCUGUCUUCAGCUCCAGAGGUAAGAGUCUACGAUCUCUCCAGACAUGAGCAUGGCGCAGACGACGUGCUGAUCCUGGCUACUGACGGACUCUGGGAUGUCUUAUCAAAUGAAGAAGUAGCAGAAGCAAUCACUCAAUUCCUUCCUAACUGUGAUCCAGACGACCCUCACAGGUACACACUGGCAGCUCAGGACCUGGUGAUGCGUGCCCGAGGCGUCCUGAAGGACAGAGGAUGGCGGAUAUCGAAUGACCGACUGGGCUCAGGAGAUGACAUUUCUGUAUAUGUCAUUCCUUUAAUACAUGGAAACAAACUGUCAUGAAAGUGACCCAGGGGACUAGGAAGACAGAAGGGAAGAAAACUGGGGUGCCUCCGAGCAGGGCGGGACCGGGGAGUGCCUGGGCUGGAUUCCAGGUGAUGCAGAUUUUUCCCAGCCCAGAUGGGGAGUUUGCUGCCAAAAGGCCUCUGGCUUUGCUUCAAGGCGACCCUUAGGUUUCCAUUUCUUCUUUGGUAACAGGUCUGGACACUGAAUAAGACCAAAACACAAA
Molecule: messenger RNA, 2199 nt
Organism: Grammomys surdaster
Lineage: Eukaryota; Metazoa; Chordata; Mammalia; Rodentia; Muridae
Gene: Ppm1h
Product: protein phosphatase, Mg2+/Mn2+ dependent 1H
Exons: 10
Coding region: 432-1973 (513 amino acids)
Biological process (GO): protein dephosphorylation
Molecular function (GO): protein serine/threonine phosphatase activity
Source: RefSeq, a predicted model, not a curated record